GGGGGGGGCGCACUGGAUCCAGCAUCAAUUCCCGAAGACGGCCACACCCACAUUACAUCCCGCAUACUGGAGAACUACACCGACUAAUGAUACAGCAUGGUUGCACCGAAAACCAACACCCAAGGAGUCGCUCCGAAGCCAAACCAAUGGAAAAGCCCAUUAUCCGACACCAGGGAUCUGGAGAAAGCAGUGAAUACGCUGGUGGCCCGAGGUCGGUUUGGGGUGCUGAAGGUUCCUCUGGGCUUCAUUAAGGUCCUAGAAUGGUUCUUCGCCAUCUUUGCCUUCUCCACCUGUGGCAGUUAUUCCGGUAUGUUCAAGAUUGCGGUGGAGUGCAAGAGCUGGGUGCAGAGCGACCUGAGUAUAGAGGUGGAGUUUGAGUAUCCCUUCAGACUCCACCAGGAGUAUUUUGACGCCCCCACCUGUAAGUCUGAGAAUAAAGAACCCAUUUUCCUGGUUGGUGACUACUCCUCCUCGGCCGAAUUCUUUGUCACCAUCGGCGUCUUCGCCUUCCUGUACUCUACGGCAGCUCUCAGCAUUUAUAUCUUCUUCUUUGACAAGUACAUGGAGAACAACAAGGGCCCACUGAUCGACCUGGGAGUCACCGGAGUGUUUGCCUUCAUGUGGCUGGUGAGUUCGGCAGCCUGGGCCAGAGGUCUGUCCGACGUAAAGACUGCGACCAACCCGGAUGAAGUCAUCACUAUGAUCCCCGCCUGUAAAGAGGAUGAGAACCGAUGUCGUGAAGUCCACGACCCGGUUAUGUCUGGAUUGAACACCUCUGUGGCAUUUGGUUUCAUUAACCUGGUCCUGUGGGCGGGAAACCUCUGGUUCAUCUAUAGGGAGACGGGCAUCAUCGCUGACUCCGUGUUGGCUCCGCCUCCUCAGGAGAAACCUGCUGCACCUGAUGCCCACGUCAAGCAGGGGGCCAGCGAACAAGAACCAUACACCAGCAAACAGGCAGGCUACCCACCUGACUGCAGCCAGGAGGGAUAUACCCAGGACGUGCAGUACAGUCAGGGCUCCAACCAGCAGGGGGCGCCGACUUCCUUCUCCAAUCACAUGUGAGCUGUGAGGAAGAAGUUUGUGUUUCUGUCACAGGAAGCGUCGUAACAAGCCAACAGUGAGCCACCUGCAAUCUACCCACAAUGCAACACUCCGUGGAGAUCGAUGAUGGAAAAGAGGUUUAGAUGUUCACUAUAACGAACUGAUGUAUAAAUGAUUAAUAAAAGCUAACCACCAAGACAUCCAUAACACAUAGUAACCUGUAACCAGUGACAGUGCUGAUAGGACUUAUACACAUUAAUCAGUUGUAUUGAAUAGAUAUCACUUUGAACAAAUAUAUAAUACAUACUGAACUACUUCUUAUUUAGUACUAAUCUGCCCUAUCCACUGUUAUAUGACCUGCUAUAUGGUGUAUAUCUAUAUGAUAAUGGCUUUAAGUGUUCUGCCUGCUUAUUAUCUGAAUGUAUCUGCAGUCUAUAUGGUUACAGAAUCAUAUAUGAACAUGAACUCACUGCCAAUCAUACUAGACUUUUCCAAGAGCAUUUAUGCUUUGUAACCAACACAUUGCAUUUGUUUUGUGCACAGUUUAAAAUAUGUUUUUAAACGGUAUAAGGAUGGAUCCAGAAAUAAUGUAAUCAAGAAGUCAGGAAUGAGUUUUAAUGGUGUCAUAAAAUAAAGUUUGACACGGUUAAAAACAAAGUCGGGAAUGGUUUGGUAAAGACCAGCAGGAGCUUUUACGCUCUCUUUGUUGAGUCAGCUGUUUGUGGAAGUUCAAUAAACUGAUCUGUUAUGAACUCU
This is a messenger RNA of Oreochromis niloticus (Nile tilapia), 1797 nucleotides long. Its product is annotated as synaptophysin. The coding region runs from base 97 to 1062 and encodes 321 amino acids. The transcript has 8 exons. The record is from RefSeq and is a predicted model, not a curated record. NCBI's taxonomy places the organism in Eukaryota, Metazoa, Chordata, Actinopteri, Cichliformes, Cichlidae. Gene Ontology annotation, cellular component: synaptic vesicle membrane; presynaptic active zone; synaptic vesicle.